Molecule: messenger RNA, 1521 nt
Organism: Symbiodinium sp. CCMP2456
Lineage: Eukaryota; Dinophyceae; Suessiales; Symbiodiniaceae
Source: the annotation of a GenBank genome assembly
AUGCUACAAUGCCAGGUCGGAGCAAGGACAGUUCCCAUUGUACGGUUUCUGAUGAUCCUUUUCUUCGUCAUCACCAAGCCGAUGAGUAUAGCUCUAGAUUGGCUGCUGGGCCAAGAGGUUGGCACUAUCCACAGCCGGACGGAGCUUAUGGAGAUGCUGAAGCUGCAGAUUUCCCUCGGUGCCGUGGACGCUGAGGAGGGCAAGAUUGCACAGCAGGUCGCUGAAGGUGCUCUCAGCUUUCGUGACAAACAGGUUGGCGACAUUAUGACACCUCUUGAGGACGCUUAUUUCCUCAACAGCGACACGAAGCUUGGAUACGACGCCAUCCGGGAGAUCUUUGAGACCGGAUAUAGUCGAAUUCCAAUCUACGGCAGAGACAAGCAUGAGUAUCGGGGCCUCCUUUACACGAAGGACUUGAUGCUCGCCGAUCCUGAAGAUGAGAUGAAGGAGCCAGACCCCGUCGAGCUGGACCUGGGUUCCAGGCUUCUCCUAGCAAUACCAGGUUGCCUCUUCUGGGCGGCCGGUAUACCCGUCUUCGUGCUGUCUGCAAUCUUGAUAUUCUUGAAGACCUUCAAAGAGGAGCUCAACACCUCACAGGCUUUGAGCUUCAGACUGGCGUCUAGCCUGUUAUAUGGUUUGGUGUCAACGUUUUGCGUCGCCCGAUUGCGGAGAGCCCUGCUAUCAGAAGACUUGAACCUGGCAGUGGAUCGGUUACACAUGUUCGUGGCCGACUUCAAGCUGCACUGGAGCGAGGUGAGUGGCCAGGAAUGGCGCAAGUACGUUGUGGCCUGGCUUUGCCUAGUGCUGUGCGGUGUGGUUCACUACAGCUUGGAAAUCUGGAUGGGCCAGAAGAGGGCCACGCAACUUUAUGCUGAGGAGCCGGCCUGGAUCUGGUCGGUGUAUGUUGUGCAGAUCUUGCUCUUGAUUUGCUUUGCGGUGUCCAGUGCCGUCUUCAUGGUGAUCACUUACGUGCAGUCUCAUCUCCUCCUAGGGCUAGACAAAGUCUUGGACUGUUGGUGCGGGGAGAUAGUCGAUUGCCCAGACUUCAUCGAGGGUGUGAGCAGCUGGAAUGCAAUGCAAGCACUACUCAAGUGCGUUGGGCGAGAGCUUGCCGGCAGCUUUGUGGCUUUGCAAGCCGUGGGAGCACUUGGCUUCGCCUUCUUUCUUGGUGGAUCAGUAAGCUUUGCAUUUCGCACCGACUUCGAACCUGUGGCACUACUGGCUGAAAUCCUCGCGUCUGUGCCGUUGCCGUUUCUCUUCAUCCUGAACAUGCGUGUGUGUGCUCAUGGGGCUGCUUUGACAGAGAAAUGUCGUGCCAUACCAGCUUUCGUCAAUCAACUCCAAUCCGACUUGCCGAACGAUUUCGACCGUCAGUACUUGGUGAGGUACAUCACAGACAGCUCUGCCGGCUUCUUCAUCCACGACGUGAAGCUAACCCAGGAAAUCUUCCUGAAGCAGUUCAUUGUGUUGGGAUCCCUUGUCUCCGGCGCCGUCAGCGUGCUAUCCCGAAUUCUGUUGUGA